Durusdinium trenchii is the source of this 1491-nucleotide messenger RNA. The record is from the annotation of a GenBank genome assembly. NCBI's taxonomy places the organism in Eukaryota, Dinophyceae, Suessiales, Symbiodiniaceae.
AUGCACAUGUCACUCUCUCAAGAAAGUGUGCUGGCCUUGUGCCACUUCUUAUGUCAUGCCGGCAGUGGUCAUGGAUCCAGCAGCGAAGGCGAUGCCUUUCAACUUGCAGGGGAAAUUUUAGUGGCCUUGGCUGCCCGGCAGCACCUGGACAUUGUCCGCAGCGAGUUGAUGAAGGUCUUGUCAAGCUUGGUGACGGACAUCGAAAAGGUGAAGACCCUCACAGAGGUCUUCCGCGAGGCAAAGAUCUCCGAGGUGAAGCUGGACGCCUUCGAGGAGGCCCGGGUAGAGAUGCUUUGGACUGCCCUUGACAAGAGCCUCGAACGGCUGGACGAUGCUGAAGUCAGUGCGACGCCAGCGCAGAAGCUUUUGUCAUCAACACCAAGUCAGGAUGCCACUCAGUCGUCUCCUCCGAAACCCUUCUUGAAUCGCUUGCUGCCACUGAUCGAAGCAUUCUUCGUCUUGCACGGCCGGGCAGAGGAGGGCGACGCCCGGAGCGAGGCGAAUAGGAACGCGCUGCUAAAGCAGACCCCAUCUUUGCUGUCCAAGUCCUUUCAGCCGGUGCUCCAACUGAUGCCCAGCUGUUUAGAUUUCGACAACAAGCGAGCCUAUUUCAGGCGGGGCCAACCGUCUCGACGCCUUGAAAGCAGAUAUCAAACGAUCCGCUUGAGAGUUCGGCGCAACGAAAUUUUCAUGGAUUCCUAUCACCAGCUCCGCGUUCGGACCGGUGACGAGAUGCGGGCCAAGAUUCAGGUCCAAUUUCAAGGCGAGGAAGGAAUUGAUGCUGGAGGGGUGGCCAAGGAAUGGUAUGGAGCGCUUGCGAAGGAAAUUUUUAAUCCGAACUACGCGCUUUUUGUUCAGGCAGGUGGCAAGGCUUGCACAUACCAUCCGAAUCCAAUGUCGUAUGUCAAUAGAGACCAUUUGCAGUUCUUCCACUUUAUUGGAAGGGUGGUUGGCAAGGCGAUUCACGACGGACAAAACCUAGAGGCUUGGUUCACAAGAGGCUUCUACAAGCACAUGCUUGGGAAGAAGGUCAUACCCGCUGACUUGGAAGCCUUCGAUCCAGAAUAUUUCUCCAACCUCAAAUGGGACCUCGCCCAGGACAUCAGUGAGAUCAUUGAGCUGAGCUUUUCGGCCGAGAGCGACGAGCUGGGUCAAGUGAAGGUAGUCGACUUGAAGCCCAAUGGACGACAUCUCCCAGUCACCAACGAGAACAAGCAUGAGUACAUUCAGCUGGUCUCGGAGCACAAAAUGACAAACUCGGUGCAGCAGCAGAUUGAGCACUUUCUGAAAGGAUUGCAUGAGAUCGUGCCGCCCCAAUUGCUUUCCUUGUUUGAUGACAAGGAGUUGGAGCUACUGAUCUCUGGCUUGCCAGAUAUCGAUAUUGAGGACUUGAAGCAGAAUACCGAGUACCACAACUACACACCGCAGUCCGAUCAAGUCCAAUGGUUCUGGAAGGUCCUGAGUGAAUUCACGCAGGACAGGGAUGGUUAA